This is a messenger RNA of Coregonus sp. 'balchen', 6130 nucleotides long. The record is from the annotation of a GenBank genome assembly. NCBI's taxonomy places the organism in Eukaryota, Metazoa, Chordata, Actinopteri, Salmoniformes, Salmonidae.
GACGCAUGGGUCUGAACUUUCACCACCCCGGAGCAGAUCACAUUAUGCCGUUGAACAGUGAGUAGUGUUUCAGAACAUACAAUAGGCUAUUUCCCUUUAAAUCCCUCUAUGUUACAAUGUUAUUUUGGAUGUAUGUAUUUGUGCUUUAAUUGUGGCAUUCGGUUUGACACGCAGAGUGGUGCCAUUGUGUUGCUUCUCUGUUGUACGGAAACUAACAAUACAAACCUAUUCAGAAGUAGUGUCAUCAUGACACACCUAUGCAGGAUGCCUCAGGAUAUGCCCUAGGGUUGGGGCAGGGAUCGUCACAGGGCCCAUACACAGUAGGGCACAGAUGCCCACUCAUGCUAAUCCCACCUCGCACCCCAAGUGUUACCCCCUGACACCAUAAACCCAGCAUGGACCUAUCUCUCAGCGCAGAGCAGGGGGGAACCACAGUCAACGACCCCUGAAUACCGGUUCUAAAAAUAGCCGACCUGUAACACUAGAUUACCCCCCCCCCACCCCUUUUCCGUGUCUGGGAGAUAAUUAUUUUUCAUAAUUCAUAAGUGUCACUUUUUCUCCCUCAGUCCAGUUUUUUUCUUUCUUUUCCCUCAGAGUUACAGACAGUGAGUUGGCAAAAGGCUCUUCCUUUCAGCGUUGUCAAAACUUCUGUGAGAGGAAAGCGGAUUGGUGGAGCUCGGCUCAAGACAUCUGGGAGUGUUAGUCGAGCCCUGGGUCAUGAUCAUUAGGCACCAAAUGAGAGAGGACUGACUAAAACAGGGAGGGACUACCUGGACUUGUCCAAUAAGAAAUGCUAAUUUUGUUUUCCAUUGCAAAAGGUUUUUAAACGUUUUCUGUUGCGUAACCUUAUGAACACGACCUUGGUUUCUCCUCACUCGCCUGGUUGGGGAUGCCAGCAGGGGAAGCAGUGAGAAAAGAGAGGAAAUGAGGAUGAAUGGAAAAGGAGAAGAUAUCCAAGAAGGCUUAUAGUAACUUGUUUUACUGCUGUCACAGCUUGACAACACUGCCGUCUGUUUUCUCUUUAACUAGUUAUUUUCAUCAUCAGUCCUUUGGGAAACACAUUUCAAAUAGAUGUUAAACUGCUGUUCUAGAGAGUUUAACUUAAGCACAGAUCUCAGAUCUGCACGGAGCUCUGGCAUCUGUCAGAAUUGACCCUCGCAGCUGUAGUCUCCAAUGUCAGCACUGCUUUAGAUGUGAGGAAAGCUGGUUAACGUUAGUCUACUCUUCAUCUCUCCAUUGUCUCAGCUGUUUGAAGCCUUGUAGCCUAGAAUCUGUCUGAGACACAUUCUCUCAUUUGAGUCUUUCCACUGAUUUUGUGGCUAAGAUGGAGGAUGAACCGUAAGGCAACAUGGAUUUAUGGUUGAAGAUGAACUGAUAUCUUAGUAGAAGUGUAAGGGCCUAGCAGAUAUUUUUCAGAACCGCUCCUCUCCGUACAACAAUGCUUUGAAUCUGUGCAGACAUAACAGACAUAACGCUCCUCAUGCCCAGAAGAUCUUCCCGUCAUCCCUUCAAAAAUCUCCUCUCUGACACUCACAUUUCUGAGUCUCUGCGUACUCCUGUUCCUGCCCUCACUCUCAUCCUCCUUGUCUUAUCCUCCCUCACCAGAGUGACUGACAGUUUCCCAACAGCACUUACUAGUCUACACUAGAUCAGCGGGUUCCACCCGUCCACCGUUUUCCCCUUGUUGCUAGGCGCCUUUGUCUCUCCUAAGGCCCUGACAGUGGGAGAAUAAAAUGGAGAACAUUGGUCUGAACAACGGUGCUCUGUGGUGAGAAGAGCCAGAGAGUUUUAAUGAAAAGCCAGUAAGCGAAGAGGCCUGGAUACAAUGUCUCUGUCAAGGGGGGGGGGGGGGGAGGGAGGGAGGGGGGGGGGGGGUCGCAAAAGGGCACCAGCACAAUGGAAGCCCCAUAUUGGUUUUUAGGAGAAGACCGUUUUCUCUCUCUGUGACACUUGACUGUGAGAAGGUCUGUUUAGGGAUGUAUUACCAGAAGCCCCUCUGCACUGUCUACUGGCAUUAAUGUUAUAGACUGUUUGUCUCUUGUUUGCCUUUUUCUCAGCCACAGCAAGGCUCCUAUUCAGGCAUAUUGGGUGCAUUCAAGGAAGGUUUUUGAAAUUUCACGUGUGAAAACGCACACACACCAAACAAUACAUUUGUUGUGGUCUUUCAUGUAAGUCCUUUGCUACUGUGUUUCCUAAGCGCUAGCUAACACUUCAAAGGUUUGUUCAGAAAGCCCACGAAUACCGUAACUAAUGUGAUGGAGAGAAAAGUCACAAAGGCUUAUCUCUGUCUGCUGUACCUUUUUUGGCCUGUUCACUAAAUUGAAAUCUGCCAGCCAACCCUAUCACAUAGUAGGGCAGUCCUCCUCUCACAGUUUUCCUGUCCGGACCCUGAGACUCAGGCUUCCAUGGCUCCAUCCACAGGGCAGCUGUGAGUGGACAAUUCUCACUGGAUAAAGACUCUGUUUCACUAGUUCAUGAUUUAAUGACAUCUGUCUAUGCGUGUCGCUAUAUCAGCCACAUUCAUGAAUAUUGACGCUGGGCAGAAAUUAGAGUAAACGUGAGCUAGGUAGUAGUCCGUGUUUAUUGCCUGAGAUGAUAAUCUGGAUAAUAGGGUUUAGUCAUUGCUCUGUUAUUGCAGGUGAAUAUUUUGGAGUAGUAAGGCAUAUUAUAUCUCAUUCUCCUCUGCCCGGCUAGGGCAGGUGCAGCAGGUUUCCUGUGGGCUACUGCCAGCUAACCCAUAAUGAAGCCUUGUCUCCCUCCAUCGCUGAUGAUUAGGUGUGGCCGUCUGUGUCUGUGGUUUCGCUGUUGCCUUGGUGAUGUUCUGCCUGGUUGUCUUCCCACGAAACCCAUGUCUCUGUCCCUCUCCUUUCCAUACCCCUCUCUCUCCCUCUCUCUCCCUCCCUCCUUCUCCCACUGUUCACAAGCAGCCAGGAGCUAUGGCCGCAGAAGAGGUAACUUGUGGAAUUUUACUGUGUUUCUGCUUGCCAAAAUGAAUGGGAUGCAUGAGCACAAAUGCUUGUGUCUCUCCGUACGGGUGUUUCUCUUUCCAGGACUGAGGGUUCUAGUGUGAUGUCACAUGAUCUGCCUUCGUCUGUGCUGUGAUUGGAUGAAAUCAUGUUAAUUUACGCACCUUUUUGUUUUGACGUCAUUGCAUUUAAUCAAGUCGGGGAGAGGCGGAUGAUCAAAUGACAGUAUUCAGACCCCUUGACUUUUUGUUACGUUACAGCCUUAUUCUAAAAUGGAUUAAGAAAAUAAAAAUGACAGAGCAAAAACAGGUUUUUAUAAACCUUUGCACAAAAAAUUAAUAAUAAUAAUGUAUAUAACAUUUACAUAUGUAUUCAGACCCUUUACUCAGUACUUUGAUGAAGCACCUUUGGCAAAGAUUACAGCCUCUCUGUCAGGUUGGAUGGGGAACGUCACUGCACAGCUGAUUUCAGGUCUCUCCAGAGAUGUUUGAUCGGAUUCAAGUCCGGGCUCUUGCUGGGCCACUCAAGGACAUUCAGAGACUUGUCCCGAAGCCACUCCUGCGUUGUCUUGGCUGUGUGCUUAGGGUUGUUGUCCUGUUGGAAAGUGAACCUUCGCCCCAGUCUGAGGUCCUGAGUGCUCUGGAGCAGGUUUUCAUCAAAGAUCUCUCUGUACUUUGCUCCGUUCAUCUUUCCCUCGAUCCUGACUAGUCUCCCAGUCCCUGCCACUGAAAACAUCCCCGCAGCAUGAUGCUGCCACCACCAUGCUUCACCGCAGGGAUGGUGCCAGGUUUCCUCCAGACGUGACGCUUGGCAUUCAGGCCAAAGAGUUCAAUCUAUGUUUCAUCAGACCAGAAAAUCUUGUUUCUCAUGGUCUGAGUCCUUUAGGUGCCUUUUGCAAACUCCAACUGAGCUGUCAUGUGCCUUUUACUGAGGAGUGACUUCCGUCUGGGCACUCUACCAUAAAGGCCUGAUUGGGGGAGUGCUGCAGAAAUGGUUGUCCUUCUGGAAGGUUCUCCCAUCUCCACAGAGGAACUCUGGAGCUCUGUCAGAGUGACCAUCGGGUUCUUGGUCACCUCCCUGACCAAGGCCCUUCUCCCCCGAUUGCUCAGUUUGGCCUGGCGGCCAUCUCUAGGAAGAGUCUUGGUGGUUCCAAACUUCUUCCAUUUAAGAAUGAUGGAGGCCACUAUGUUCUUGGGGACCUUCAAUGCUGCAGACAUUUUUAGGUACCCUUCCCCUGAUCUGUGCCUCGACACAAUCCUGUCUCGGAGCUCUUCGGACAAUUCCUUCGACCUCAUGGCUUGGUUUUUGCUCUGACAUGCACUGUCAACUGUGGGACCUUAUAUAGACAGGUGUGUGCCUUGCCAAAUCAUGUCCAAUCAGUUGAAUUUACCACAGGUGGACUCCAAGUUGUAGAAAUAUCUCAAGGAUGAUCAAUGGAAACAGGAUACACAUGAGCUCAAUUUCGAGUCUCAUAGCAAAGGUUCUGAAUACUUAUGUAAAUAAGUUAUUUCUGUUUUUAUUUUUUUUACAUUUGUAGAAAUUGGUCUGAAUACUUUCCGAAUGCACUGCACUUCCGAAUUUUGUAUCCAAAAUAAAUGUUUUUUACAAGGUAUCAUAAAAACAUUGAGGAAGUACACUGACUCAGAAACUAUUUAUGUCCUGAAUAGAAAGAAUGGGAGUUGCGGACAUGCUCUUCUCUGAUUUGGAGUGUUCAACUAAUUCAUAUUUCCUCACUGAGGAAAGCCCUGGUAACAUUUGCAACUUUGUUGAAAUGUUGUUGCAGUGCUUGCAUUUGUUGCAUCUAAGAAUUAUAGGACUUUUUAAGUCUGACUGUUGGCAGUACAUUAUUCCACAUGUAGACAGCGCUUAUGACUCAGCGAUCAACAGAUCGGACGGUUAUUAUCUUUAAGUCAGCCGUCCUGUAUUUUUCUAUAGCUGUGUGCCUGUUAGCAUGGUAAGUAAAAAUACAUGUACAGUAGCCUACACCUAAAAGAGGCCUCUGACAUUGUCUACCUCCAGAUCUUAGAUACAUGCAGCUCCAUUCCGUCAGUACACAGUCCUCUUUGCCCUCACCUGUAAGAGGUCAUCUACUGCUGUGGCAAAUGGUCAGCCGUCUUGCCCUCUAUCCCUCCUGCACCCUCCACCCCUUGUUCCUAUCGCCUGCAGGAACAAGGGUCUAUCUGGUGGAAGAAGGCUAUGAAGGACUUAGGGGUUUUUCUGGAUCAAAAUGGGGCUUAGGUGGUGGGCAUGGCGGGGCGCCGGCCAAAAGUUUUAGAGGCCCUCCUGUUGGCCACAUUGACAAAAUGUUGCAUCUUUAAAGAUAAUUUCCUGCAAUUCUACAAAUUUUGCCAUGAGGCUGAGAAUGUUUUUUUGCAGUUUUAUAGCCAAUUUCCUGCAAUUAUACACAUUUUGCUAUGGCUUAUGCUAUCUGAGUGACUCAAACAUUAUAACAAAAUCAAUGGGUGCCCCAUGCCAUGACAAAAAUAUUCCUGAAUGCGUAAUUUUGGGAAUUGUAGUGUCUCUGACUCUGUUUUUGGUGAUUGUUAGUUCUCAGAGGAUUUUAUAAAAAAAUAUAUAGGUCAAUUAUAUUUUUUACAUACUCUUUAUCUGGUUUAGUUGUUUAAGAUUACACUGAAAACUUUUUUUUCGAUCCCAAAGAUUAUUUUCAAAAACAUAAAUAUAUAUAUAUAUAUUUUUUUACUGUUUGAACAUAGGCAACCCGAAAAAACACAGGUGGCUCGUCCGAGGAGGGCAGGCAGGCCCACAAUGUUUGAAGAAAGAGAGUUCAUGAAGCAGCAUGAUUGUGAUUUGACCUUCCUCUGUAAGGAGACUGCUAUUGUUACCAGUUAUAAUAACACCAUCUCUCCGUCUCUCUCUCUCUCUCUCUCUCUUUCAUAUCCUCCCUGUCUUCACCUCUUCUGUUUUGUACCCUUCUCUUCUCCCUGUUAUCCUUGCUUGUCAUCUCUCUUUCCCUCUCAAUCCCCCCCCUCUCUCUUUCUCCCUCUCUCUCUCUCGCUCCCCUCUCUCUCUUUCCAGGUCGCUCUUCACUCUUUCCCUUUGAGGACAGUUUCCUGGACGACGGGCACAGUGACCCCUCUCUGACUGCGGGGUUGAACUCGCCCACCCGCUGUCAGAACGAAGAGCGGAUGGAGCGCUACUCCAGG